This is a messenger RNA of Contarinia nasturtii (swede midge), 773 nucleotides long. Its product is annotated as pEARLI1-like lipid transfer protein 2. The record is from RefSeq and is a predicted model, not a curated record. NCBI's taxonomy places the organism in Eukaryota, Metazoa, Arthropoda, Insecta, Diptera, Cecidomyiidae. The transcript has 6 exons. The coding region runs from base 80 to 493 and encodes 137 amino acids.
ACUGCAAUCGCAGAGAAAGUUAUCACAUUUUCAAUUUCACUUGAAUCAUUCAGUUGAAACAGUCAAAUUCGAAAUCAAAAUGAAAUUCUUAUUAUUCGUUGCACUUCUGACCGUCGGAGUUUGUGUCGCUUCUCCAAGUUUACCAGUCCCAGAUCUCCCAGUCCCAGAUCUCCCUGUCCCAGAUCUCCCAGUCCCAGAUCUCCCAGUCCCAGAUCUCCCAGUCCCAGAUCUCCCAGUCCCAGAUCUCCCAAUCCCAGAUGCCCCAGGUACCGCCGGUGGCGUUCAAGCUUGUCCCAAUCCCAAAUCCACAACGCCAGUCCCAACUGCUCUACUUAAUGGAUUGCUUUCAUUAAUAUUAAGUGUAGUGUGCACACUUUUUGGUUUUGUGAAAGGGCUGCCAAUUGCUGGUGGUAUAGUUGGUGGUUUAGUUGAUGGAGUGUGCAGCAAUCUUUCAACGCUUCUUCCAACGCUUCUUGGUUCAGUAGGUGCUUAACAAUUAGGUUAAAAAGCAAAGAAGAUCAAUGGCCUCGCCAAUAGCAAGAACACCGAGAAUGAUGACAGCAGCUUUUUGAAAUUUGGCAAAUUCCUUCACAUUCCGUCUUUUGAUUAAAAAUAAUAAAUAAGAUUAUCUGGUUGCAAUCAGAGCAGGUUUUUUUUCAUGAAUCCUUCUGAUUCAUUUUUUUCCGCAUCUGUUCAGCCAGCUUUUGGAUGUGUUUAAUAAAUAAUUGAAUAAAUAAAAGUUUCGCAUAAUAAACAAUCAUGAGCAAAAUCAA